Lentinula edodes (shiitake mushroom) is the source of this 1763-nucleotide messenger RNA. RefSeq names its product glycoside hydrolase superfamily. Bases 49 to 1671 code for a protein of 540 amino acids. The transcript has 25 exons. The record is from RefSeq and is a predicted model, not a curated record. Lineage: Eukaryota; Fungi; Basidiomycota; Agaricomycetes; Agaricales; Omphalotaceae. Gene Ontology annotation, molecular function: hydrolase activity, hydrolyzing O-glycosyl compounds. Gene Ontology annotation, biological process: carbohydrate metabolic process.
AUGGCCUUGUAUGGCAAUUAGAAUGUUUACCACGGGCAGAGUUCGGCGAUGACAUCAUCAUUAUUGUCCGUGCAAAAUAUUUGUGAACCGUGCACCUUUCUCUUCUGUUUUAUUCAGGCUACCCAAACUCCGGACUUCACGGAGCUACUGCUUGACCUUAUGGACGGAUCUCCUCAUUUCUAUCAACCCCAUGAUGAUUGUUCUUGCUCGGGUGGAGCAUCGCCAUUGUUAAACUCACUAGGCUUAACGCAUAACGAAAAGUGCCGUCAUGGACAGCUUCCUAGCAGUCAAUCUCUAUUUAAUGUUUCGUCUUCGAGGGAACGGUCCAUUACGAUUGUCCUUACUCCCCAUACCAUUAUCAUGACGUUUCUCGCUUUGAGCCUUGCUGCUUCACUGGCAUACCUUUCCUUGCCAUCCAAGCCGUUGCCAACUGCCGCUCUAAACAAUGGAGUAGGAAAACUCCCAUUUAUGGGAUACAACACCUGGAAUGCAUAUCAUUGUGAUAUCGAUGAAGAUGUGAUCAUUCAAACUGCACAGCUGAUGAAAUCCCUCGGACUUGCGGACCUUGGAUAUGAGCACAUGAAUAUCGACGAUUGCUGGGCAGAAAAAACCCGCAGUGCUUCUGGAGAUCUUGUUGCUAAUGCCACCCGUUUUCCCUCAGGAUUCAACAAUUUGACAAGCCAAAUUCAUGACUUGGGACUGAAAGCCGGUAUCUACAGCGAUUCUGGGUGGUUCACUUGCCAGUUGUACCCAGGGUCUUAUCUGAAUGAGGCAAGAGAUGCGGAGCAAUUUCAGAAUUGGGGCUUCGACCUUCUGAAGUAUGAUAAUUGCGCAGUACCAUUUGACGAGAUUAUCGAUCUCGGAAUGGUUGGCAAAUACACCCGUAUGGCGGAUGCUAUUGCCAACUUGUCCGCAACGACAGGCCAGCCUCCUUUGCUCUAUUCUCUGUGUCAGUGGGGGAGAGAGCAACCGUGGCUUUGGGCUAGGAAGCUCGGACAAUCGUGGAGAACUACUGACGACAUCGACGCUGAUUGGGACCACCUUGCUAGUAUAAUCAACCAGAAUUCAUUCAUCACCUGGGCUUCUGAUUUCUAUGGACACAAUGAUAUGGACAUUCUCGAAGUGGGAAAUGGAAAUCUUACAUUCGACGAAGCCAAAUCUCACUACACUGCGUGGAGUUUGAUGAAAUCUCCGCUACUGAUUGGAACGGAUCUCACCACUGUCACGAACGAAACCCUUGAGGUCCUGACGAACAAAGAAAUUAUAGCGAUCAACCAAGAUCCUGUUGUCGGCACUUCCAUCUCUCCUUUCCGUUGGGGAGUCAACCCUGACUGGACUUUCAAUGCUACUCAUCCCGCGCAAUACUGGAGUGGAGAGAGUCAGAAUGGGACCAUAUUCAUGUUGCUCAAUGUCCUCGACGAUUCCGCCGACAUGUUCUUCAAUUUGACCGAGUCUCCGUGGAUCAAUGCAGGCAGGCAAUAUGCCGUCCGAGAUCUCUGGACUCAUACCGAUAACGGUACCGCUGUUCGCAAUUUCACUGCCAAAGCUGUUCCAGCUCAUGGAGUAGUCGCCCUCCUGAUGCAGGAUGCGGGUCCCGAACCCGCUGGUACUCAACCUCCCUGCGCUCGUCCAGAGUGGUGUAUCGAUCAGAAUGGUACUUUGGUUCAGUAGAAGCCCUCUCUCUUGGACGUAAAUUGGUAUGAAUUGUACAAAGCAUGUAUCAUAUAACACAGGUUCAAUGGCCGACUCAGCUCAACAUGUCA